This is a messenger RNA of Photinus pyralis (common eastern firefly), 2319 nucleotides long. RefSeq lists its product as uncharacterized. Lineage: Eukaryota; Metazoa; Arthropoda; Insecta; Coleoptera; Lampyridae. The record is from RefSeq and is a predicted model, not a curated record. Bases 478 to 2319 code for a protein of 613 amino acids. The transcript is spliced from 4 exons.
UACUCCUUAUUUUAGAACCUCGUAGACUACGUUGGGCUGCUUCAGUAUCAAGAUUUCCGAAAAAAUCUCCUCCGCCGUUUCGACAAUUUGAAGUGCGCGCGGUGAUUAGUGCGGUUGAAAAUUACGAAUCGUGUCCAUUUAAAUACGCUACCUUACCGCAAACAAUUUAUCACAUGAUGAUAAUGAAAAAGUACACAAUUAAUCGACCUUGGUCGCUAUUUAAAUCUAGUUUUUAACUAACUAUUCUUUUUUAACAAGUACGCCGGACAGGUGAGAAUAAAAGACGAACAUAGUGCGCGUUUACCUACCGUAUAUUUAUAGUACAUUAGUUUCAUAUCUAAUUGUUUUAUUGACAUAGUUAAAAUACGUCAGUACGUACUGCGAAAAUAAAUGGAACGGUUAAAGUACUGUAUUUUUAAUAAUACAAAUAAUUAACCUCAAUAGUUAAAUUAAUAAGGUACCUCUACCUAUAAUACCAUGAAGAAGUUUUGCAAUAAAAUCAGUAAGCAACAGUGGCGCGUGUCCGUACCUAACAUCAACACCGCAAUUUUCAAACGAUCGAGUAGUAAAGAAAAAGAUGAAUCGGGUAGUGGUAAAAUUAAAAAGAGUGCGUCGGGUAGCUAUGAUAUUGAAGCAGCACAACAGGCGUUCGAACAAAAUCGAAACAUUGUAAAAACGAUCAUCGCGGAAGAUGAAUCGAGUGACUCUGAUAGUGAUGAGUACCAAGACGCGAGAGCGAUGAGUGAAAAGUUGAGUGACGAGAUGAAUUCCUCCGUUUAUGCCGAUGUUGAGUUACCUACAAAAGUUGAUGUGAAUGAGUGCAGCGAUGGAUUUGAUGUGCCUAAUAUUAGUUUUUCGUUUUUUGAGGAGCAAAAUAAUUACGAUUAUCAGGUGGUGAACGUAGAACGCAAACAGAAAAUAGAACCAAAAAUAGGUAGUAACGAAGAGGACCACACUCACAUUAGCGAGGUAACGAUUGUAAUUCAAGAAUCGGAACUUUCGAAAAAUUCCAGCUCGCCUACCAUAUCAAAGAGUGCGGACGACUUGGGGAACUCUUUCAUCAAAUCUGAGUACUUUAAUUUCGAACUGACGAAAAGUUUAAACGACUGCUCGUGUAGUCAAAGAUUAAUGAAGAGCGGCAGCGAUCCCAAUAUAUCCCACAGCCAGCUUGAGUUAGAACACGAAGACGACGGAUUAUACAAAGUUCCCGGGGCCGUGAGAAAAAUUCGCCAUUCCCAUUCGUUGAACGACUUCAACAAGAUCGAGCAGAUCGACUGCAUAUCGUCCGCGCAUUCGAGUAUAGAGCACAUUUCGUGCAGUCAAAUUAUAGUUAAGAAGUCGGAAGGUAACGAGGUCGAUAGGGGUUCACCCGCUAUGGACUACUGCAGAGUGCGAAGCAAAAUGCCAUUCAAGAAACGCAAAGUUAGCUUUCUGCGUAAACCGAAAGCCACAACGUGGAUAAAUCUGAGAGCCAAAUUCGAUCACAUGGUCAACGAGCACGCGGCGAAGCAGAGGGUGGGUGCGUUUCCAGACAAAGAUAGCACAGUCAUACACAUCGAAGAGAUGUACAAAUCAUCCAAAGACAAGUGCAAGAAAAUUUUGAAGAGCACCGGAAGGAUGUUCAAAUCGAAAAGGGACCAAGAGAAUGUCGAUCCAAACGGUGAGAAAUCUCCGAAAUUGAUUAAAGCUAGUGACAUCGAGUAUAAAUUCGACGAGGAGAGUAAGGACGAUUGUACGGAUAGUAGCAGUAUUAAUACUAAGACUGAUAAAAGUGAUAAAUCAGUAGUGAUAAGUGCCAAACAUUUUUUUAGUCUUCCAAUGACUAUAAUUGAUGAAAAAAUGCAGGAUGGAGAGUUUCGUUCGGUGAAAAAUGUAUUUAGGAGAAGUAAAUUUUUGCCGGCAGAGGUAGGAGAUCACGUUUUGCUUUUACGGCACGUGCUUUCAGCAUUGCAACUCGAUUUUGCUUUUGUUUAUAUAAACAUCGCCUACUGGUAUGUUGGUUUGGAUAAUGAACAUCGCGAGAAGACAACCUUUAGCAUAGGGUCGGGUCUAUGGCAAUUUACGGUUAUGCCCUUUGGCUUGAGUAACGCCUCCGCGACGUUUGAAAGAUUAAUGGAACUGGUUUUGAGAGAAGGGAAGAUGCACGAAGGCGAGCACGCAGGGACCAUGAAGUUCGCGUGUAGAGAACAAGAGUUGCCUGGGACUGUGUUUGCGCUACAGCCGUCGUCCGUGUUGCGCGACGCAACAGUUUUAAGAGAGGAGCAGUGUAGCGAAUACUCCAGAAAUCCCGAUAGACAUCGAGGCGCCAUGAAAGAUUAA